Messenger RNA from Echinostoma caproni, 384 nucleotides. The record is from the annotation of a GenBank genome assembly. Lineage: Eukaryota; Metazoa; Platyhelminthes; Trematoda; Plagiorchiida; Echinostomatidae.
AUGGUGUUGCACGUGAUUCUGUUGGCCUGUGGUCUUCUGUUCGCCAUGUUCUUCCCAUCCAUCGGAACAAUUAUCAGGUAUAUCGGUGCAGUGUCCGGCUUUGUCUACAUCUUCACAUUACCACCUCUAAUCACGUUGCUUAACAAACGCUGUCUCGGUCGGGUCCCAGCUCCGUCGGUGACUGAAGUUUCGAUAGAGAGCGGUUCGGGAGAAACGCCCGGAUCCCGACCAUUGUUGACUAUUCCACCCGACAAGAAACAGAAGACAGUAUGGCGCGAUAGGAAAACUCGACAACUAUGGUGGAUCCGAGCAGUGGGUUAUUCCGUGAUAAUUUUCCUCGGAUUGGCCAACUUUGUCGGACAAUUCUUGGUGCAAUUUCUCUGA